Molecule: messenger RNA, 873 nt
Organism: Lodderomyces jiufengensis
Lineage: Eukaryota; Fungi; Ascomycota; Pichiomycetes; Serinales; Debaryomycetaceae
Exons: 1
Coding region: 1-873 (290 amino acids)
Source: RefSeq, a predicted model, not a curated record
AUGGUAGAUAAUCAACAAAAUAGAAAAAGAAAAAAAUCACGUCAUCACAACAACAACUACCAUCAACAAUCCAAUCACCAACAAUCACAACCACAAGAUUCACAAUCAUCAUCAACAUAUAUACCGAACAAUUCACAAAUACAAUUACAAUUAACAAAUGACAAAAAAGAUACAAAACCAAUAAAGUCACAAUCAGUAGAUGAAUCAAAAGUUUUGCUGUUAUUAUCGAAAUUUGCACCAAAAGUUACAAUUACUAAUCAAACAAAGCUAACUCACAUAACUAUAAUACUAAGUGAAUCAGAAUCUCAACUACUAGAAGCCAAGAAUUUAAAACAAAUAUUGGUUGAUAAAUUCGGUAUAAAAGAUCUUGUGGUAGAAAAUAAAGAAGGUAAUAUCGACUCACUAAUAACGAUAUACGGCCAACCAAUAUCAAUUUCAAAAGCAAUUACAUUUUUGGUAUUUGUGGUGAACAGUCAAUUAAACAAUCUAGCUAACGAAUUAUUCACUUUAAAAUCAUCAAAUUACAAAAUCCAUUUAUUACUCAAAACAGCACAAAGAGUUCAUGGAAUAAAAUAUAUGGAUAAUCUUUCAAUAAAUUAUGAUAUUGAUAGUUUCAACGUUUUCAUUCAAGGUGAUUUUAAUUCCAUUUUCAAUUUCUUAUUGGAUGUUAUAGAACAUGGUGGGAAUGAAAUUGAUAUUAACUCAAUAAAAUGUGAAUCUAAUUUUGGUAUACAUUUAGAUCCUGCUUUGAAAAAUAUAAGUAAUGAAAAUUUAAAAUUAAAAGAAAGUAGUAAAAGUAAAUUAUUAAAAUAUUUAUAUAAUUCACUGAAAUUAAAGCAAUUAAAAUCAGAAAAUAAGAAAAAAAGUAAAUGA